AAAGAAAACCUUUAAUCUUUCACCAAUGCGUUUUCUCAACAGCCUGUUUGACCCAUUCCUCAUAUGACUCUUCUUUUUUGGUAUUUGUCAAGAAAUUAAGAAUAUCCUUCAAAAAAACACUCUGGAUCGUUGCAUAAGCCUGAAAAUGCCUCCCAUCCCCUGUUUUCUUCUGCAUCUUCACAAAGAAAGGAAUCAACCAUAGGGGAAAUACCCGAAUUUUUUGAUUCAUUACCUAGAUCCUUCAUAAAAGGGGAAGGAAUCACGAAUACCCUGAUUUAAAAAAAGAGCUAUCCGUUUUAGGCCAAUUCCUAAAAUUUUGGUACCAAAUGUUUGAAAAACCCUAGAUUUUGAAUUGGGGGAAGCUGAAGUUGAAACGAGUCAAGAAUUUGGAAGAUUCCCGUUUUACCCAGUUCCUUGAUUUCUCAAAAGAAGAAGAAAUCACGAUCGAUGCAAUAAUCCGGCCUAAUGUUGAAAGCCUAGUCCAAAGUUCUCAGAAUUCGAAAGCUGAAGAAGAAAAAAAGCAAGAAUAUUGGGUCAUAUCCAAAAUCAAGAAUGCUGCAAAAUCCUUUAUUUUAAACCCAAAAAAGGUUUUGGAUUUCCGUAGCUAUGGUUAUUAUGGAACCGCCUUUAUCAAGAUUGGUGCUUUUAAGUUUAUGCCUUUUGUUUACAAUCUUCACUGAUCUUGUUGAGUCACAAUCAUUUAAUAGAAGGCCAACACCUCCACCAUCUCGAUCACCAUUUUCUCAUCCUCCGCCUCCAUCACGAACACCACCAUAUUCACCAUUGCGGCCUCCGGCAGCGCCUUCUCGCCCUGGACCGCCUUCUGGCCCGGCAGCUCCUUCUCGCCCGGCAGCGCCUUCUCGCCCGGCAGCUCCUUCUCGCCCGGCAGCGCCUUCUCGCCCGGGAGCGCCUUCUCGCCCGGCAGCGCCUUUUAGUGCACAGCCGCGUCCAAUUAAUCAAAAGGAUAAAACCAAUUCCCAUAGGGCGCAGCCACAACCUCCUCCUCCACCACAUUCACGUGAUCACAAGGUCAAUAUAGGAAAAAAAAUUGGGCUUUUGUUCACUGGAAUUGUUAUCAUCUUGCAGGUUGGUGUUGUUGGGUUCCUGGUUUUCAAGAGAAGGCAGUUGUUGAAAGUCAAAGGCGCAUACGAGACUUGCUCUUCUUCUUCAUGAAAUUUCCGCCAAGUUUUUCAGUUACAUUUGCAUUUCAAUUCUUUUUAGGGAGUUCUUUGAUUGGAUUGAGAAAAUUCUUUGAUGAGCUGAGAAAAAUGAUUAUGUAUAUCACGGAUAUGGGUCCUUGCUGAGAUCCUCUGUAAAUGGGUGAUUGCUGAUUGAAAUUGUUUUUUUUAAUCUUGUUACUGUUUGUCUGUUGAUUCUUUCUGUGGGGUUCUUUAGUUUUGUCUACACGUCCUGUAAUUCAACUUAGAGGAAAAGCUUUUUAACUUCUGCCUCAACUUUUCUUUACCUUGUUUUAACUAUCUUGUUUGACACUGUAACAAUGUUAGGAAUCAUGGAAGGAAUAUAAUGAAUUUGUAAACAUUUUCUAUUGU
This is a messenger RNA of Theobroma cacao (cacao), 1550 nucleotides long. RefSeq lists its product as uncharacterized. The record is from RefSeq and is a predicted model, not a curated record. Lineage: Eukaryota; Viridiplantae; Streptophyta; Magnoliopsida; Malvales; Malvaceae.